AUCCAACACCAAACACAAAAGAGUUAUUAAACAAAUAAAAAUAAAAAAUAUAAUUACCUCCGUCGACUACUAUUCGAUUACAAUUCCAUUCAAGUUACAGGUUAUACUCUCUGUUUUUUUCUGUUUCGGAUUUAAAUAUAUAAAUAAUUAUGAGGUUCAAAAGUUACAGAAACAAAUCCACCACUGGCCUCACACGCCCUCUCAUGCCGUCCACGUCCACCACCACCAGCACCGCCACAACCGUCGUUUCCACCCAACGCCUCAAGAACAUCCUCUUAUGUCUGUCCCUCCUCUUCAUCGUCUACCUACUCUUCAACCAACCCACUCCUCAUCCUCCGAUUCUACCCCGUACCCCACUCCCCACCACGCGCCGCCACAUCCUCUUCUCCAUUGCCUCUUCCUCAGCCUCUUGGUCCCGCCGUAAACCCUUUGUCCGCCUCUGGUACUCCCCCGACACCACUCGCGCUUUUGUCUUCCUCGAUAAACCGGUGGUUACCGACUCUAAAACCUCCGUUGACGAUGAUCGCUCAGUCCCGCCGGUUAUUAUCUCCGCCGAUACUUCCCGGUUUCCGUACAAGUUCCGCGGUGGACUCCGGUCGGCGAUUCGCGUGGCGCGUGUGGUUAAGGAGAUCGUCGAUCGUGGCGAGUCCGACGUGCGGUGGUUCGUGUUUGGCGACGAUGAUACUGUAUUUUUCGUCGAUAAUUUGGUGAAGACUCUGUCUAAGUACGAUCACGAACAGUGGUACUAUGUGGGAAGCAACUCGGAGGGCUAUGAUCAGAACGUGAAGAACUCGUUUGAUAUGGCGUUCGGUGGUGGAGGGUUCGCCAUUAGCUCUUCGCUGGCGAAACCUCUGGCUGGCGUUUUCGACUCGUGCUUGAUGAGAUACGCCCAUUUGUAUGGAAGCGAUGCUAGGGUUUUCUCUUGCUUGGCGGAACUGGGCGUUGGAUUAACCCAUGAACCUGGGUUUCAUCAGGUUGAUAUGCGUGGGAAUUUGUUUGGAUUGCUGUCUGCACAUCCAUUAUCACCUUUGGUGUCUCUUCAUCACGUGGAAAGUAUAGAGCCAGUCUUCCCUAACAUGACUAGAACUCAAGCUUUGAGCCGUUUUCUUGAAGCUUCUAAUAUUGAUUCUCUCAGGAUGUGCCAGCGAACUGUCUGCUAUGACAGGUCACGUUCAUUGACUGUUUCUGUAGCAUGGGGUUAUGCCAUCCAGGUAUUUGAAGGCAAUGAGCUUCUUCCAGAUCUUCUUUCGGUGCAGAAAACUUUCACGCCAUGGAGGAGAAGCAUGCAUAUUGAUGCAGUUCAAUAUAUGUUUAACACAAGAGAUUAUCCUAGGGAUGCUUGUAAGAGACCUGUGGUCUUCUUUCUGGAAAGUGUUGUAUCUAAUAGCAAUGCGAUUCAGAGCAGCUACACUAGGCACAUCACUGAAAAUUGCUCCAAAACUAAUAAAGUUAAUAAUUUGGAACAAGUCAGAGUGUUCUCCAAGAAGCUAGAGCUAGAUACUGAACAGAUGAAGGCUAUACGUCGUCAGUGCUGUGACAUUUUGCCGUCUUACAAUGAAUCAAUGCUUAUUAAUAUUAGACAAUGUCGGGUUGAUGAACUAAUUUCUAUGCAUCUCUAGUUCUUUUUUGGGAAUGGUUGCUAUGUGAAAUGUUGAAGUUACAUGCAAAAAUCAGAACUUGAAGCAGCUUUUGGCAUUUCUACUAAAGUUCAUAAGGAAAACUCAGGUAAUUUCUUUUAUUAAAAGAUCAAUUAUAUAACUUUUAGGAAAGAAUAAACUCUGAAAACCAUUGAAACAAGCCCCUUUUUUUAUUUUUUACUUCCUGUGUUCUUCCUGUCUUAGUUUCAUUCUAAAAAUGCUGUAAUUAAAGUAGGCUUCUAAAUCCAAAGUGGCUCAUUCAAAUUGACACAAUUAGCAGCUUUAGUAUUUGCUACACUAGUGGCAACAUGUGGCAGGCCAAUUACAUGAUUCUUGAGGAGUUACUUGUAUGUAAAACCAUGAGAAUGAUUAUAUGUUAGUGGAUUUGUCCGCUAUAUUCCAGAACCAUAACAGGAUUAUUUUGCAACAAAAAGGAACUCACUGGGAAACUUACUUGCUAUGCAAUCAUAGAAAUGGGGCCUUGUAGGGUUUUUUUACCUGCAAGGAUAUAUGUACCUUGAGAAUACUUGUCUAACCAAAUUGAAAAUUCAUGAAAUAGAUGACAUGUACUCAUUUACCUUCUC
Molecule: messenger RNA, 2221 nt
Organism: Ziziphus jujuba (common jujube)
Lineage: Eukaryota; Viridiplantae; Streptophyta; Magnoliopsida; Rosales; Rhamnaceae
Exons: 3
Coding region: 150-1619 (489 amino acids)
Molecular function (GO): acetylglucosaminyltransferase activity
Source: RefSeq, a predicted model, not a curated record